GGUCAGGAGCCAGCUUUUCAUUGGUCAUAAUGUGGCCCCAGAGAAGCCCAAUGAAAUCUGAAAUGUAGAUUCUUUAUUCCAUAGGCUUGUACUGAAAACGCAAGUUUCGUGUAUGAACCAAUGGAAAUGAAAGGUAUUUUGAGUCCUAAUUUACAUAAGGUGGUUAUAAAAGGCUCAGGUCCUCUGGCUUCCAGUUUGUUUUCCCAAUUACUCCGCCCCUUUGUGUUUUAAUCAUGCCUGAGCCGGCUAAAUCCACUCCGGCUCCCAAGAAGGGCUCUAAGAAGGCUGUCACCAAGGCUCAAAAAAAGGACGGCAAGAAGCGCAAGCGCAGCCGCAAGGAGAGCUACUCCGUGUACGUGUACAAGGUGCUGAAGCAGGUGCACCCCGACACUGGCAUCUCCUCCAAGGCCAUGGGCAUCAUGAACUCCUUCGUGAACGACAUCUUCGAGCGCAUCGCAGGCGAGGCUUCCCGCCUGGCGCAUUACAACAAGCGUUCGACCAUCACUUCCCGGGAGAUCCAGACGGCCGUGCGCCUGCUGCUGCCCGGGGAGCUGGCUAAACACGCCGUUUCGGAGGGCACCAAGGCGGUCACCAAGUACACCAGCUCCAAGUGAGGCGCAGCCAGGAUGAGGCGCUCGCUGACCCUUUUGCCCUCUGAAGGCUGUUGCAGAGCUACCCGCUUAAUUCGGGGAAGUUUUGUCCACUUGUAUCAGUUUCUGGUUCCUAUUCCAAAGUUACUUUCAGGGUCUUGGAGAAUGUACUCUUGAGUGUUAAGCAUUUGUAGUUUCGAGGUCCCCUGAGCUGCUGUGCAUUUGGCCGUAGAGCUCACGCCCCAUUUAGUUUCUUGGAGUUCUUAAGCUAGGGCGAUGAAUGUCGGCCUCUGCCGGGUUUCUUCCGUGUUCUAGACUGUUGUGUUCGGGCGCUUUUUUGUUUAUCGACCUAAAGCGAGAUGACUUGAUUACUUUGGCGGUGAGAGGCUCCGAGACACACCUAACUUGACGAGUGCUGUGUACCAGUCAUCGACAACUGAAGCCGCUGGGUCCAGUUUAUGUGUCCUGGGUGCCGGCGCUUCCUGUACUUAGGGCUGCAUCCUCGCCUUCCGCGUUGCUGCGGGUUUGGUAGAAGUCUGUUGGGGUUCUCCCUCAGGCUUUAGAAUCCCAGGAUUGUGGGUUUCUUUUCUUUUUCCCACUUACUACUUUGCGUUAACCGCUGCUCAUUUUCGCUCUGGGCCCAUGAAGCGAUCUUUCUAAUUCACCCAGUCAAGGAGUUGUUUUUCCUGCCUGUCGUGUCUCCCCUGUCUGGUUUGCUUUCUUGUUCUACACUGUCUCUGAUAAAGCUGGCCUGAUGUUCUGAUACCUCAGAACCCAUAAAUGGCCUGGCACCGCAGAUGCCUAAGUACUUGUUAAUUGUAAUUUUAAUUUCACUGCUUUUGUGGCUGAAGUCGGUGUGUGUGUGUGUAUGUGUUUGUGUGUGUGUGUGCGUGCGCGCGUUGUCCGUUUGAUGUAUGUGAAGACACGAUGGAACAGAAAUGUUUGGAGUAUUCUUUCUCCAAAUCUGUCUUUAUUAUAGUUAAUGUGAUGGCUGUUCUUGGUUGUCAACUGGACUACAUCUGGAAAUAACUAAAACAAAAGUGACAGUACACCUGUGAGGGAUUUGUUUUCUUAAUUAAAUAAUUUGAAGUGAGAAGAAGCACUUUUUGAGGUGGGAAGAGCCACUUUGAACCUGGGCCACACCUGCUGGCAGCCUGUGUGAAGGACAGGAAGAAGGGAGCUUGCUCUUCGACUGCUCUUCCUGACAAGAGUUCCUUCACUGGCAUUAGAGCCUACUUCUGGAUUCUGGCAUAUUCUGAAGACCAGCCGAGACAUCCAGCCGUCAACAACUACCCGGUUCAUGCACCUUCCGUUGGUAGGCAGCCAUGGUUGGACUAACUGGACCCCAGCCUGUAAGCCAUAUAUCUAUGGAAAAAAUACAUAUAUAUUUCAUUCUAUAA
This is a messenger RNA of Mesocricetus auratus (golden hamster), 1990 nucleotides long. RefSeq names its product histone H2B type 1-C/E/F/G/I. Gene Ontology annotation, molecular function: structural constituent of chromatin; protein heterodimerization activity; DNA binding. The record is from RefSeq and is a predicted model, not a curated record. NCBI's taxonomy places the organism in Eukaryota, Metazoa, Chordata, Mammalia, Rodentia, Cricetidae. Gene Ontology annotation, cellular component: nucleosome. The transcript has a single exon. Bases 234 to 614 code for a protein of 126 amino acids.